ACAAUAUUAUUAUUAGCCGACAAAAUAAUGGUUGUAAAUUAGUAAACAAGAUUCUUGGGGUUUGAAAUUCUUGUUCUCAACACUCUCCCACUCCACCAACCCUCCAACAUCUUCAAUGGCAGACUAGUCCAGAGCCAAAAGGAACACCAACCCCACUGCAAAAAUGGCGAUUAUUCCACCUGCUUCUGCAAACCCUCUAAUAAAAAGUUCUCUCUUUAGGGUCUUCUUCACCAUUUUCCUUUCUUCCUUCUUCUUCAUCCUCGGCUCUUACACCAUCUCCACCACUACUUCCACUUCUUCUUCUUCUUCUUCUUCUUCACCUCUCCUACACGACCAUUCCCUCCAUUGUUCCAAUCCCAACUUCUCAAUCUCACCACCUCUGCAAUUUUCAGCUCACCACACUCUUCCUCUCCCACCAGAACCUCCGAAAAUUCCAAAUUUCUUGGAUUUUUGCUCUGAAAAUUUUACCAACUACUGCCCAUGUCAUGAUCCAUCAAGAGAGAAUGGAUUCCCAGCUGAAAAGAAGUUUGAUAAGGAACGGCAUUGCCCUGAGGAGACAGGUGAGGGACUCCGGUGCUUGAUUCCGGCACCGGUUAGGUACCGUAGGCCAGUUCCGUGGCCGAAGAGUAGGGAGUUUGUUUGGUUUAGCAAUGUGCCUUUCCCUCGGUUGACUGUGUACAAGAAAUCGCAGAAUUGGGUUCGGUUGGAACGUGACCGGCUUGUUUUUCCGGGCGGCGGGACGUCUUUCCGGCAGGGAGUGAAGGGUUAUAUCGAGGAGAUCAAGAAAGUUGUGCCAUUGGCUUCUGGGAGUAUAAGAACUGUUCUUGACGUUGGCUGUGGGGUUGCAAGUUUUGGAGCCUCUCUAAUGGAUUACAACAUCUUGACAAUGUCAAUUGCACCAAUUGAUAAUCAUGAAGCACAAGUACAGUUUGCCUUGGAAAGAGGACUUCCAGCAAUGCUUGGCAUACUAAGCGUCCAUAGGUUACCAUACCCAUCAAGAUCAUUUGAUAUGGCACAUUGCUCGCGGUGCCUUGUACCAUGGACUCAAUAUGGUGGACUGUACUUGAUGGAGAUUGAUCGGGUUUUACGUCCCGGUGGCUACUGGAUUUUGUCUGGUCCACCUAUAAAUUGGAAGGUUACAUACAAAGAUUACCAGAGUCAGGCUCAAGAUUUUGAAAAAGAGCAAAUCAGUUUGGAAGAUCUUGCUCGGCGAAUGUGCUGGAAAAAGGUAGCAGAAAGGGGACCAAUUGCUGUAUGGAGAAAGCCAACAAAUCAUAUACAUUGUAUACAAAAAUUAAAGCUUUGGAAAUCUAUCCAAUUAUGUGUUGGAAAUGAUCCUGAUGCUAGUUGGUACAAAAAGAUGGAUCCCUGCAUCACCCCUCUCCCAAAUGUUACAGACAUCCAUGCUAUAUCUGGAGGAGCUCUCCAAAAAUGGCCUAAACGGCUGAUGAGCACUCCACCUAGAAUUACAAGUGACCUGAUCAAAGGAAUUACAGUUAAGGCAUUUCAUGAAGACACUCAGUUAUGGAGGAAGAGAGUUUCACAUUACCAUGUCGUUCUUAAAUCUCUAAAAACUGAUAAAUAUAGAAACAUUAUGGACAUGAAUGCCGGCAUAGGGAGCUUUGCAGCUGCAUUAGUGGAAUUUCCAGUAUGGGUUAUGAAUGUGGUACCAUUUGACGCAGAGAAAAACACCCUUGGUGUUGUAUUUGAACGAGGCCUAAUUGGAACUUACAUGAACUGGUGUGAGGCCUUCUCAACAUAUCCCCGAACAUACGAUCUGAUACAUGCCUAUAGUGUCUUCAGCAUGUAUAUAGACAAAUGUGACAUUAUAGAUAUCCUCCUCGAGUUGCAACGUAUUCUUCGUCCGCAUGGUACUGUUAUUAUAAGAGAUCAUGUGGACAUCAUUGUUAAAGUAAAAGACAUUACUGAUAAGAUGAGAUGGAAUGCCAAAAUAUUCCACUCUGAAAAUGGUCCAUUUCAUCCUGAGAAAAUACUACUUCUUGGAAACUCCCAGUAGAAAGCAGUUCCAGUGGUUAUUUUUUGCGGGCAACUGUUUGCAACCUAUGAUUUGUAAGGUAAAAUAUGCAUGCUACUUCUACAUGUAAAUUAUAGACUUAUUACAAGUUACAUCAUAUAACAAUGAGGUAGAGAGGGAAGGAGAGCAGUGUGAUAUUUCUUAACAAUCUUGGGAAGGAGAUAAGAAACAUACCCAAAAAAAAAAGGAACACUUUAACAUUUUGUAUUUUUCAUAUUUUGUGACUUCUUUUUAAACAUAUUUAGGUACAAUGCUGCAAAUUGAUCUUUUAGAUGGAUUAGUAAAAAUAUAUUCCAAUAAAAUUAUAUUACAUCUGUUUGUUUA
Ziziphus jujuba (common jujube) is the source of this 2359-nucleotide messenger RNA. Its product is annotated as probable methyltransferase PMT19. Gene Ontology annotation, molecular function: methyltransferase activity. The record is from RefSeq and is a predicted model, not a curated record. The transcript is spliced from 6 exons. Gene Ontology annotation, cellular component: endosome; cytoplasm; trans-Golgi network. The coding region runs from base 164 to 2017 and encodes 617 amino acids. NCBI's taxonomy places the organism in Eukaryota, Viridiplantae, Streptophyta, Magnoliopsida, Rosales, Rhamnaceae.